AUAUAAAAGAUAAUACAAUAUAAAAUAUAAAAAUACAACAUGUAUAUUGAUGAGACGACAGUUUUGCCAGAUUAUUAGCCAACUGUAGAAUUGAUGUCUCAAUAAAUGAUUACAUCAUAAAUGACUCCAGGCAUGCAGUGUGAGUCGAAGUAACUUGGUUAAUUGUGUUUAUGAGCUGCUCCAAUGCGGUCACCAUUUUAGAGCAUGUCAACAUGUUCUACUAGACACACAAAAUACAAGUAUGAUCCUGAAAAUAAGCAUGAUAUGGGACCUUUAAAGCCUGAAAAACAGAGCCAUGAGGAGAUGCAGAAGUCUAGUUUUCUCUCAGAACACUUGAAUUACAAUAUGCUCCAAGGUUAUUAUGAAUGCACAAUGAUGCCAAAAAUAUACUGCCACUUUAAGGUUGAUUACAACAGGUAAAUUGCAGUUAUUAUGAUGCUAUCUUGCAGUAACCUGGGGAAUUAAUCGCAUCCCAACACAUAUUAUAAGCCUGGAGUCUAUAAACCAACUGUAGAAUUAAUAUUACAUCAUAAAUGACUCCAGGCAUGCAGUGUGGAGUCUCAGUAACUUGGUUAAUUGUGUGUUAUGAGCUGCUCCAAUGCGGUCACCAGUCGACGCUUUAUGAUUUAUGUAACAAGAACAUUUUGGCUUCAACGUUACGUAGAAGCCUCCCCACAGAAAAAAACACCACUACGGCUACAAAACAUCACUAUGGGUCUAUUUCUAUUACAGGCUUGUGUCGAUGUGUAAUAAACAUAACAAUACACCCAAAAUAAGCAUUUGAAUGCCUGUCUGCUGAGUACUUUGAAUGAAAGGCUUCUCUCUCGUCACCGUCACUCACAGUCUGCUGUCUGCUCGGAGCGCUCUGAUUGGCUGACAGCUGCACCAGGAGGGCGUCACAGAGCGCUGUGAUUGGCUGAGAGCUGCUAAAGAGGGCGGGAUCUAACUGUCAAGACAGGCACAUAGAGAGCUGGCUGCCGCUGUGUGCAGGUAAAAAGGGAACAAGCGAAACAUUUAUCUUGGCAAAGAAAGAAAGAAAGCGAAGAGGAGAGUAACAUGGAAACGGAGAAACCUUUUCAUGCAGCAGAAGAACACCUUAAGCGAGAGCAACUUGGACAGCUGCGUGUUCAUCAACAAAGAAUGAAAGCUUUCAAACGAGCUCUGGAAGACGAUCUUCACUCCUCGGCCAUGUCGGACAGCGAUGACGGCUCCCCGCUCGACCUGUCGGGAAGGGGGCUCUUCGGGAAGCGGCGUCGCCGCGGCAACCUGCCCAAGGAGGCGGUGCAGACUCUGCGGAGCUGGCUGUACGAGCACCGCUUCAACGCCUACCCGUCGGAGCAGGAGAAACUCAGUCUGUCAGGCCAGACCAACCUCUCUGUGCUGCAGAUAUGUAACUGGUUCAUCAACGCACGUCGCCGCCUCCUCCCCGACCUGCUCCGCAAGGAUGGCAAAGAUCCCACCAAGUUCACCAUCUCCCGCAAGGUUGGCGGUAAAAGCGACGGCCACUCGUCUAACGGAGGUGGAGCCAGCUCUCCAGAAAGCAGCUCUUCCACCGGCUCAUCUCAGCUACGCCCAUCUGUCAUCCGCUCCGCCCCCACGCUGGACCUCAACCUCCUUGGGAACACAGCGACGGCUAUCCUGACCGGAGCGGGCUACCCUGGUAAGGAAGGCUCGGUCCAGGCGCUGAUGACGCUGGACACACAAAGUCUGCUGAGGGAAGCGGAGGAACAGGGGGCUAAUAUGGUUUGCCUCACCAGCACAACAACGGCAGCUAGCCCCACCGGCGGCCUCUUCAACACGCCUCCCCCGACUCCUCCCGAGCUGUUCCCAGUCCAGGACUUCAGCGAUUUGAGGCUCCUAGUUGAUGCAGCUAUGCAGAGAGCGGCGGAGCAGGAGAACCUGAAGAGGCUCCAAGAGAGCCAGAACAGACCUACAGAGGCUGUAAAGACUGAACCAGUGGAGGCAGAGUGUAGCGCGUACAGCAGUGACAUGGGACCCACACCGCCUCCAGAGGACAGCCAACAAGUCAUGGAUCCCUCCAGGGUGCAGAGUCUGAUGGAGAAGGCUAUGGCUGUUCCAGUGUCAGCUGCAGUAAAGGAUCCACUCCCUCUCACUUUAGCAGCCUCAGUACCAGUCUCAGCUCCAGCCUCGAGGCUGUCUCCUCUCCUGAUGAAUAAAGUCGUCUGGAGCCCUUUGGGGAAGGACACCGCUAGAGCCUCCAGCCCAAACCAGCUUCAGCUCAUCGCAGCCCAUCUGCCAACCGUAGUGCCAGUGUCCGCCUCAGUUUUAGGACAACCAAAUUCUCAGAUACCAGCUGCCAUCACCCCAGCUUCACCAUCAACACCAGCCUCAAGCUCUGAUCCAGCUCCACUGCCCACCGCAUGUCCUACGAGUGCAUCAGUGGCAGCUACGAGGCCAGUCUCGGUGCCAUCACCGGUCCUCCUCCCUGCCACGAGUCCCACCUCUGUCGCUGCUCCAAUUCAGGCUUCAUCCCUCACAGUAGCGCUCGUUCCAGCUGCUCCUUCUGCAGCCUUCACCUCGUUCACAGACCCCAGAGUCUUUUACUUUCAAAAAGCCCCCAUAAUCCCAGUCACAGUUCCAUGUGCAUCGCCGGUUUCAACCGCAGCAGCGUUGUCUCCAGCCCCCGUUCACAACCCAGUCUUUGCCUCUGCCCAAGCUCCAACUCCUCUCCCCGCUUCACCAAUGAUUACACCUCUUCUGGGCCUGGCUUCCCACCUCACUGCUCCUCCUCUUCAGCCUUCCUCCUCCACCACCACCAGCAGCAGCAGUAUUAGUAGUAGUGCACAGAGGAAUCCAGCAGUGGUGCCCAGUGUUUGGAGCAUGGUCCACGCUGAUACCAGGCAACCCAGUUCUCUCCAAGUGGUGAAGACCCCCAUCACCACAGUGUGGGGCUCGCAGCACAGCCUGCACACAGUCAGUGAAACUGUCAACUAGGAGCUGGAAGUUGGCACCUUUUUUUUUUUUUUUUUUUUUUUUUAUAUAUAUCUAUAUUAUCUGUGGAGGAGAGAGGCCAAACAUUCCUGUUGGCUGGACAACACUGUAUAUAGGAGAAUGUAUCUUCAUCACCAGUCCCCCUUUUUUGUCAGUAACACCUGUACCUGCAGAAAACAGGGAUCAGAUGUACGAACUGGGACAAAGUGACGUAGCAAACAUGAGGUGUUAUAGAGACUUGCUGUUUCAAGCAACUUUUUUAUCGUUUAAACAUGCUGUUUUUGACAGAGGGACCUGCUGGUAAACACACUUAGAUGUCAUUUUCUCGAAAGAAACAUUCCUCACCGCAGAUUUAAUGUAUUGUGCAAAGUUUUUGAUGCCACUUUUCAAACGUCUUUCCACGUUACAGUUUAUGAACGAGGAGGAAAAUAUCCCUUAAUUGUACAAAAUGUUGAUCAUUUUCAGGACCAGCAGUUAGCCUCUUCAGUAGCAGUACUGGACUUUAUUGAAUGUACAUUGAUAUCGUUGGCUAUCAUCCAUUCCCUUCCGGGAUAAAAAGGAGGACAUGAGUUUCUUUUUCCCACGCACAGCAACAACGCCAUAGUCCUCUAUAGUAUUCAGAUGAUUUGUUUAAGUAUUUACUCUUAACAUUUCCCCCUUUUCUUUUGGAGAUGAGCAGAAGGGAAAUUGAUUGUACUGCAGCGAGCCUGAUUGAAUGACUCUCCUCGAUGUGUCUGUCUCCAUCUCACACACACACACACACACACACACACACCCACCCACCGCCUUCUUCCUGUCUUCCUGUCUUUUUAUAGCUAAGGGGAUUCAGCAGCCCUCGUGAAUUGUCAUCUCAACCACUCAAAACAUGCUCUCAAGUACCGCGUGUUUCUUUGUUUGCCAUUCCUGAUUUGUAAAAACGUAUUUUUUUCUGUGUUUUUUUGCUGAAAGCGAAGCGGCUACGUCUGCGACCUUGCGCCGAUUUUCAGGGAUUGUUGUUGAGGGAAGAGGUUCACAUUGGAUUUCUGUUACAGAAAUCAAUGUCAGUGGAGAGGUGAGCAGCUCAGUGAUGUGAUGACAUCAAGCUCUUGCACCUCCUGGACUGAAACGUUACACUUGCUGUGAGACUUGGCGCCGUUUUAUCUCUUUUUGUGGCGCAAAACACUUAAAACAUUGGAUCCUCGUAUUUGGGGGAUAGAUAAAUUAUCCGGAUUUCCGCUGUCUAUGUGGAGCCUUAUGAUUUGGUCAUGAUAUUUCAAACCUGAAUGUCUUACUAGUGGAAAAAUUAAUUGAUGCGUAUAGUGUCUCUCGGCAAAGCAAAUGGUUGACAUUUGCUGGUUUUUUUUCUUCCCAAUAGCAUAAGAAUUCAAGUUUUUCCUCAUCAGUGCUUUCCACCUGUGUUUUAGAAAUGGUUUCUUUAGAGUUUCUAAUCCUUCACAAAGCUGUAGUUUCCAUGAAACUGUCGUAGCAUAAACCUCAAUAUAUGGCUGAAUGCCAUCAGGGCAUCUGUUAUCAGUAGCGUCAUGUUGAAAAGUUCCUAUGUGAAUAAUACUAAGCAGGACUGUGCAUCAAAUCUUCAAUACUGUCAUGUUUACCCGUGUCAUUGUGUUUAGAUCAAACGGUUACAUUCUACAUGUGUUAGGGGUUGGAGAAGACCGAUAUCAUCUCCCCUCCCGUAUUUCCACAUCUAUUUUGUUUCAUUUGUCCCUCCUCACUGCCAGUAAUGCUCUGUGGAUGUCGGUGGAAGAGUUUUAGUUGUUUUUGUUACAGGUACUCACUAGACUGAUGUGCAUUUAUACCUCAAUUUACACAGGUCAUGUCAGGCUUGGGUCAUAUGUAGAAUACUAAGUAUUAAAGUAAUAUUUUUAUUGUUCAAACUACAUCAUGCCACUGUGACAACACCUUUAUCGGUUGAGAUAUACUGGAAAUGGCUGGCUAAAGAUUAGGCAGGCAGGUUUUUUUUUUUUUUUUUAUAGCAAGGUUUAUAUGUGAUUUUUAGACGCUCCAAUCAGAUCAGACAAUGUGAUGUUGCAUGUAAAUAUUUUGAAGGUCAUGUUUUUUUUUUUUGUUGUUUUUUUGUAUUGGCAUGAACUUUAUCUCAAACUAUGUAGUUUCUUUACAGCCAAAUGCAUUCAAAAAUGUUUUGUGAAUCAUGACUGACCGUUGGCAGUAUGACUGGCUGCUGUGCCUUAAACCUACGACCGAGGGACUAUUGUCCCUUUUUUAUAUAAAAACUUCUCAAUAGUCUGUGCAAUAUAUGCCUUAAACUUUAAAUGUGUGUUUUUUGUAUAAGCAUUUCAAAGGAAUAAAACUUCAGUUUUUCAUAAAUG
Molecule: messenger RNA, 5279 nt
Organism: Sebastes umbrosus (honeycomb rockfish)
Lineage: Eukaryota; Metazoa; Chordata; Actinopteri; Perciformes; Sebastidae
Product: proline-rich protein 36-like
Exons: 4
Coding region: 1057-2955 (632 amino acids)
Biological process (GO): regulation of transcription by RNA polymerase II
Molecular function (GO): RNA polymerase II cis-regulatory region sequence-specific DNA binding; DNA-binding transcription factor activity, RNA polymerase II-specific
Source: RefSeq, a predicted model, not a curated record